This is a messenger RNA of Zootoca vivipara (common lizard), 1917 nucleotides long. RefSeq names its product interferon-inducible GTPase 5-like. NCBI's taxonomy places the organism in Eukaryota, Metazoa, Chordata, Lepidosauria, Squamata, Lacertidae. The record is from RefSeq and is a predicted model, not a curated record. Gene Ontology annotation, molecular function: GTP binding; GTPase activity. Gene Ontology annotation, cellular component: membrane.
CGGAGAAUUGCAGGCAGGCGUCAGGGUUGUUGUGCGUUGCUGCUACGGCACCAAAGCGGAGGGCUACUCUCGAGGAAGACUCCAGCCGCUUUGCAGGGAACUGAAGGUGAGACCUCCAGAACCAUGGCUGAGUUGCUGGAAAACAGCAGAAUGGCAGACGUCCUUAGCAUUUUGCUGGAAACACCAGAUAAGAUCAAGCUUGACAUCGCCAUUUCAGGAGUAACGGGUGCUGGGAAAUCUGCCCUGGUCAAUGCCCUUCGAGGUCUUAGCGAUGAGGAAGAAGGUGCUGCAGAAACUGGAGUAUGUGAAACCACUAUGAACGUAGUCCCUUACCAGCACCCUAAACUUCCCAGUGUAACAAUAUGGGAUCUCCCAGGAAUUGGCACACCUCAAUUCACAGCUGAUACGUACCUCCAGCAGGUAAACUUUGACCGCUAUGACUUCUUCAUUAUUGUCAGCAGCCGCCAUUUAUGCCAGAAUGAUAUUCUCCUGGCAAAAGCAAUUGAGCAGCUGGGGAAAAAGUUUUACUUUGUGCGCACCAAGGUCGACUGGGAUUUGGAAAGUGCCAGGAGACAACAGGCCCCCUUCUAUGAUGAGGAGGGUGUCCUGAGGAAAAUCCGUAACGACUGUAUGCAGAGACUCAGAGACGCAAAGUUCACCUCUCAGGGGGUUUUCCUCCUUUCCAGAUACGACCUCAACAAGUACGAUUUCCACCGUUUGGAGGAAACUCUAGAGAAGGACCUCCCUGUCCACAAACAACGGGCUUUUAUUUUGGCCCUUCCAAGCAUUUCCACGCAUAUCCUACAGAAGAAGAAAGCGGUUCUGAAGAAACACGUGUGGGAAGUAGCCACGGUGUCGUGUGGCGUCACCGCAACCCCAACGCCAGACAUCCCUUUUGCUUGUGACACCUCCCUCCUCUUGCCGUCCAUGUUAAAUUACUAUCAGGAGUUUGGUGUGGAUGAUGGGUCUCUUGCCAAACUCGCUAGGCUGGUCAAGCAACCUGAGGAGGAACUUAGAGCUGAGAUGAAGAAGUCCCCUCUGUCUUCAGCAUUGCCUUUGCAUGUAGGCAGGUUACUGACCAACGCGCAGGUCGGGUUUUUCCGUGUUAUGUUCUCACCUCUAUUGCUGCUCCUUGGCUCCCCAGCAGCGGGAAGAAUUGCUUUUAUGUCGACGCUGAGAAUGCUGGAAAGAUUCAUGGACGAUUUGGAGGAAGAUGCUGAAAGGGUUCUUAGCAAGGCAGUUGGGAGGAAAAUCGCUUAGGCAUGGAGGGUUUUCUUUUUUUCAGUAUUCCCCCCCCCCCAAUUAUAUUUUAUCAAUUUUCAACAUUUUUAGCACAUACAAUCAAAACACAAUUCCGUCUCUUCUCUUGCUUUUGUCUGCUUCCCACUCUGUUUUUCAUGGAGUUGUUUCUCCCCUUCUGCUGCAUCCUAUCUUCUAUCUAUUAGAUCAUAAUCAUGAUAUUAUAAUCUAAUUACUUCCAUUGCUCAUAGCUCAGAUCCUGUUCACAAGUACAUCAUACUGUAAUACUUCUUUAAGUAAUCCAAAAAGGCAGCCAUCCUUCCACAAAGCACUCAUUAUUAGGUUCUCUUAAUCUUGCUGUUAAUUUUGUCAGUGCUGCAUAGUAAGUACAUUUACAUCUUACUUAUCAGUUACAGGUAGGUAGCCGUGUUGGUCUGGGUCGAAGUAAAAUAAAAAAAUUCCUUCAGUAGCACCUUAAAGACCAACUAAGUUUUUAUUUUGGUAUGAGCUUUCGUGUGCAUGCACACUACUUAUCAGUAUUAGCAAGAAAUGGGAAGACAGAAGAUUUACCUACGGUGGAUGAUUGGCAGUUGAAGCUGAUAGAAUUCAUGGAACUGUCUGAGCUGACCGGGAGACUCCGUGACCAGGGGGAAGAAUCGGUGGAAGAAGAUUGGAAGA